CCUGCUAUACCCACCGUGCCCACUUAUUGACUCUCAGCAAUACUUAACUGCAGUUGGCUUCAGUACGAGUAUCUUCAAGACUUCAAUUGAGUGAAUUGAUCAUCAUUUGACAAUUUUGUAGUGUCUUGACGGCGUCUCCCAAUUAAAAAUGCUCCGGACAUCCACAUUUCGAGCUCCGUUGCCUCGGGCAAUAGCUCGUACAUUUACCACUGCCACCACCUUCCCCGCGAAUGCCAUCAAUGUCACAAGCAAAUCCACGACUCGGGUCCUCAACCGUACUUCCUCAUCAUAUAAGCUUCAAAGCUUCCAAUCUUCGUUUCCCAGUCUGCAAAGAAAUUUUCAUGCAACCGCAUACAAUAUGGCACAAACAAGAACCGAGUCAGAUGCUUUCGGCAAUGUAGAGGUCCCUUCGGACAAAUACUGGGGAGCUCAAACUGAGCGUUCGUUGGAGAACUUCAAAAUCAACCAGCCUCAAGAUCGCAUGCCUCCUCCGAUUAUCAAGGCUUUUGGUAUUUUGAAGGGCGCAGCUGCAACUGUCAAUAUGCAAUUUGGACUUGGUACGCCGACAUGAAAGAAGAAAUAAACGUUAGGGCAUGAACUGACGAGAUAUCGACAGACCCAAAGCUCGGAAAAGCUAUCCAACAAGCCGCCAAAGAAGUCGCAGAUUUGAAGUUGCUUGAUCACUUUCCUCUUGUCGUUUGGCAAACCGGCUCCGGUACCCAGUCGAACAUGAAUGCUAAUGAGGUCAUCUCGAACCGGGCUAUUGAAAUCUUGGGCGGAACCAUGGGAAGCAAAAAGCCGGUUCAUCCCAACGAUCACGUUAACAUGUCAGCUUCUUCAAACGAUACCUUCCCUACUGUUAUGCAUAUUGCUGCGGUCCUCGAAAUCGAAAACGAACUCCUUCCUGCAACCAAGUCACUACGAGACGCUCUCCAAGCUAAAGUGGAUGAAUUUCAAGCAAAGAACAUCAUUAAGAUUGGACGAACCCAUUUGCAAGACGCAACACCGCUUACCCUCGCCCAAGAGUUUUCCGGAUAUGUCGCACAACUUGAUUAUGGUAUCGAGCGGGUCGAGUCGUCUCUGCCCCACCUUAGACUUUUGGCACAAGGAGGAACUGCUGUAGGUACUGGUAUUAAUACUUUCAAGGGAUUUGCAGAGGCUAUCGCCGAGGAAGUCACCAAGAUGACCGGAACACAAUUCACCACUGCACCUAACAAAUUUGAAGCUCUUGCCGCCCAUGAUGCCAUUGUUCAGGCAUCUGGCUCCCUCACUACUCUUGCAUCAUCCCUCUUCAAGAUUGCCCAAGAUAUCCGAUACCUGGGAUCCGGCCCUCGAUGCGGUCUUGGCGAGCUUGCGCUCCCUGAAAACGAACCUGGAAGUUCCAUCAUGCCUGGUAAAGUUAACCCAACUCAAUGCGAAGCUAUUACCAUGGUAUGUGCCCAAGUAAUUGGAAACGGCACUGCUACAACUAUUGGUGGUAUGAACGGACAAUUCGAGCUGAACGUCUUCAAGCCAUUGGUUAUCAGAAAUUUGUUACACAGUAUCAGAAUCUUGAGUGAUGGAAUGAGAAGCUUUGAGAAGAACUUGGUAGUAGGGCUACAAGCCAAUGAGGAGAAGAUCCAAAGUAUCUUGAAAGAAUCGUGCGUACACCCUUCUACUGAUUAGUGCAACCUUUAUCUCUCCCUAAAGCCCAAAGAUACCAAGUACUAACAAAUGUCAACAGUCUCAUGUUAGUCACCUGCCUGAACCCAAAGAUUGGUUAUGACAUGGCUAGUAAGGUAGCCAAGAACGCGCACAAGAAGGGAUUGACUUUGAAGGAAUCGGCGAUGGAGUUGAAGGCUCUCAGUGAAGAGGAUUUUGACAAGUUGGUUAAACCAGAAUUGAUGGUUGGACCAGAGGAUUACAAGAAAUAAGUAAGAGAUGAAGGAAAAAGUUGUAGGGAUAGGAUGAGAGUUGUAUUGAUACCAUACAUGAGCGUUAUUUAUGGUUAGACAUUGUUGUUUUUGGGUGUGGCGGGAUACUCAUAGGUGGGUCGAGCACGUUGAGCAAGUAACAGCGUUAUCCUGCUAAACAUAGGAUAUGUGCAUAAUUUUGGUUGGAAAGCUAGUGAGAUAGGAAGUGCGAAAAUGAAGAUAAAAAUAAAUAACAUCAAUAGCCAUGCAC
This is a messenger RNA of Sclerotinia trifoliorum, 2163 nucleotides long. The record is from the annotation of a GenBank genome assembly. NCBI's taxonomy places the organism in Eukaryota, Fungi, Ascomycota, Leotiomycetes, Helotiales, Sclerotiniaceae.